AUGGAGAAAGAGUCAAUUAUUGGGAGCAAUAACAUGAUGUCUAGUGUUAGAGAUAAAAGCGGAGGGGAUGGGUCGUUGCUGUUGAGGGCAAGUUCCGAUGGCGCUAGGCAAGGCACGACGUCGGAUUUGGUGUUGCAGUGGGGGAAUGGGAAGCGGUUAAGGUGCAUGAAAGUGCAGGUUAAGGACGAUUCUUCAGGCCCGGUUCAGAGGACAACGGUUCGGGUGGAUCGCCGGGUCGUUAGAACCGAUAAGGAUUCUUUAAAUAAACCCACCUUCGGUGUCAAUAAUAACACGCUUGGAGUUGUACACACUCAUAAUAAUAACAAUCAUCAUCAUAAUCAGAGUAACGGGUAUCCAAAUCUCCGUCAACGUCCAUCUUCGCCGCAACCACGAAUUCUCAGGAACUCAGAAGGUUCAAGUGCCAUGAGAGGAGGACAAAGCAACGGGGGUGUUAGGGGAAUUGCCUCACCGGACAGGGGUGCGCACGAUAAGAGGACCACCCAUAACAACCACCUUAAUGACAACAACAAGUCCGCAGCCUCAUCGGAUACUGCGCACGAUAGCAAGAAGGGAGGCUCCCCCUCCGGCAGCGGUGACGCUCCUCCGCCCGUGUGGCCACCCAAGUUCGUGAUUGCCUUAACCAACAAGGAGAAGGAAGAAGAUUUUCUCGCCAUUAAGGGCUCUAAGCUGCCUCAGAGACCCAAGAAGAGAGCUAAAUUCAUUCAACGCACCCUCAAUCUCGUUAGUCCUGGCGCAUGGUUGUGCGAUCUUACCUUGGAACGAUACGAGGUUAGGGAGAAGAAGAUAUCCAAAAAGAGACCAAGAGGUUUGAAAGCAAUGGGAAACAUGGAGUCGGACUCUGAAUAG
Sphenostylis stenocarpa is the source of this 867-nucleotide messenger RNA. The record is from the annotation of a GenBank genome assembly. Lineage: Eukaryota; Viridiplantae; Streptophyta; Magnoliopsida; Fabales; Fabaceae.